UAAUUUAAGGAUAUCAACGAUCAACGUUGAUCAUUAAAGGGAGAGAAAGGUACGAGUACACACGUGGUAAAAUAUAGAAUCCUUUUUGUAAUUAGAACAAAAAAAAAUGUCUGAGAAAUUCCUGAUGCAAAAAAUUAAGAAAAGGGAAAGGACAAAAGUAACGAAGCUAAAACAACGGGAAGAACAAAAAGAUGUAAUUGGAGAGAAUAAAACUGAAAAUCAAAAAGACAUGGAAGAAAAAAUUCCUCCCGAAAAAAAAAGAAAGUUAUCUCAACAGUCGGAGGAUCCUACUGAACUGACUGAGAAUUUACCAGGUACAGCUGUAGGUUUCGAAAUAUCAAAUGAUACAAGUUUCUCUGUUUUGAAAGAAAAAGUAUGUGAGAAUACUUUGAAAGGGAUAGAAGACAUGGGCUUUACAAAAAUGACAGAGAUACAAGCAAAAGCUAUUCCACCUCUUCUAGAAGGGAGAGAUUUAGUUGGUGCUGCUAAAACUGGAUCUGGCAAGACUCUGGCAUUUUUAAUUCCUGCAGUUGAACUGAUUUAUAAGUUGAAGUUUAUGCCUCGUAAUGGUACUGGAUGCAUUAUUAUGUCUCCUACUAGAGAAUUGUCUAUGCAAACUUUCGGUGUCUUGAAAGAGUUAAUGAAAUAUCAUCAUCACACAUAUGGUUUGUUGAUGGGUGGUGCCAAUAGACAAACCGAAGCACAGAAGCUUGAAAAGGGAAUCAAUAUUAUCGUGGCGACACCAGGACGAUUGUUAGAUCAUUUGCAAAACACACCUGGUUUCCUGUACAAGAAUCUUCAGUGUCUGGUGAUUGACGAAGCUGAUCGUAUUUUAGAUAUUGGAUAUGAAGAAGAGUUGAAACAAAUUAUUAACAUUCUUCCUAAGCGUCGGUUGACAAUGCUCUUUAGUGCAACACAAACGCCAAAAGUAACAACAAUAACAACGUUAGCUCUCAAGAAGGAACCUAUAUAUGUUGGAGUGGAUGACAAUAAGGAAAUGGCAACCGUGGACGGUUUACAGCAGGGCUAUGUAGCAUGUCCGAGCGAAAAGCGAUUUUUACUUCUUUUCACAUUUCUAAAGAAAAAUAAGAAGAAGAAAAUAAUGGUUUUCUUUAGUUCGUGCAUGUCUGUCAAAUAUCAUCACGAACUCCUAAAUUAUAUCGACUUACCCGUAAUGAGUAUACAUGGUAAGCAAAAGCAAACGAAAAGAACUACCACUUUUUAUCAAUUUUGCAACGCUUCUACCGGAAUUUUACUUUGUACCGAUGUGGCUGCGAGAGGUUUAGAUAUACCCGACGUCGACUGGAUUGUGCAGUAUGAUCCACCAGACGAUCCUAAGGAAUAUAUUCAUCGCGUAGGUCGAACUGCUCGCGGAGAAGGUAGUAGCGGUCAUGCUUUGUUGAUACUGCGACCAGAAGAGCUUGGUUUUCUUCGUUAUCUCAAAGAAGCUCGCGUACCCGUUAAUGAGUACGAGUUUUCUUGGAAUAAAAUUGCCGAUAUUCAAUUACAGCUUGAGAAACUAAUUUCCAAAAAUUAUUUUCUACAUCAGUCAGCAAAGGAGGCAUUCAAAAACUACGUAAGAGCAUAUGACUCUCAUCAUCUGAAACAAGUUUUUGACAUAGAAACUUUAGAUCUAGCCAAAGUUGCUAAAUCAUUUGGAUUUACUGUACCGCCGGCGGUAGACUUGAAAAUCGGGUACAGUAAGGCUUCCCGACCAAGAAAACGGCUCGGUGGAGGUGGUUUUGGAAGUUACAAAAAUAUCAACAAUCAAAAUCAUCGAUGGCCACGACAUAGAUCAAGAAAUGAAAACUAACGAUUAAAAUAAAUGAUUUAUUAUGUACAUUUAUAAUAAAUAUAUAUAUUUAUGUAAUAAAUGAUUUAUUAUGUACACAG
Messenger RNA from Camponotus floridanus (Florida carpenter ant), 1893 nucleotides. It is a transcript of the gene pit, whose product is annotated as probable ATP-dependent RNA helicase pitchoune. Gene Ontology annotation, cellular component: nucleolus. The record is from RefSeq and is a predicted model, not a curated record. Gene Ontology annotation, biological process: maturation of LSU-rRNA from tricistronic rRNA transcript (SSU-rRNA, 5.8S rRNA, LSU-rRNA). The transcript has 10 exons. NCBI's taxonomy places the organism in Eukaryota, Metazoa, Arthropoda, Insecta, Hymenoptera, Formicidae. Bases 107 to 1813 code for a protein of 568 amino acids. Gene Ontology annotation, molecular function: RNA helicase activity; ATP binding; nucleic acid binding.